AUGGACGACAUUAUCAAUGCAGCACGUAGAGCUAAUAUUCAUCAAGUUAUUGACCAAUUACCUCAGGGUUAUGAAACAAAAGUAAGGUUGAAAGGCAGUUUUCUAUCGGAUGGUGAGAAGCAACGUAUUGCUAUUGCUCGAGUUCUUGUUCGCCGACCUAAAAUUGUACAAGAAGCUCUUAAACAAGCUCAAGGAGAAGACUCUAGUAGAGCAUCACUUAUUAUUGCCCAUCGUCUUUCAACUAUCCGUUCAUGUGAUUUAAUUUGUGUACUUGAUAGAGGAUGUAUAGUGGAAGGUGGUACUCAUACAAAGUUGACACAACGACGUGGGGCUUAUUAUAAAAUGCUUACUCAAAAAAAUUUACAAUGA
Molecule: messenger RNA, 369 nt
Organism: Rotaria sp. Silwood1
Lineage: Eukaryota; Metazoa; Rotifera; Eurotatoria; Philodinida; Philodinidae
Source: the annotation of a GenBank genome assembly